Suncus etruscus (white-toothed pygmy shrew) is the source of this 929-nucleotide messenger RNA. Its product is annotated as nudC domain-containing protein 2. Lineage: Eukaryota; Metazoa; Chordata; Mammalia; Eulipotyphla; Soricidae. The transcript is spliced from 4 exons. Bases 10 to 528 code for a protein of 172 amino acids. The record is from RefSeq and is a predicted model, not a curated record. Gene Ontology annotation, biological process: protein folding. Gene Ontology annotation, cellular component: cytoplasm.
UCUCGGCGCAUGCGCCGCGAGGGCUCCGCGGCCGGAGACACGAGUGGGCGGGCCAUGUCCGCCCCGUUCGAGGAGCGCAGCGGGGUGGUGCCGUGCGGGACGCCCUGGGGCCAGUGGUACCAGACCCUGGAGGAGGUGUUCAUCGAGGUGCAGGUGCCGCCGGGCACGCGGGCCCAGGACAUCCGCUGCGGCCUGCAGAGCCGGCACGUGGCCCUGGCCGUGGGCGGCCGCGAGAUCCUGAAGGGUAAACUCUUUGAUUCUACAAUAGCAGAUGAGGGAACAUGGACAUUGGAGGACAGAAAAAUGGUUCGCAUUGUUCUUACAAAGACAAAGAGAGAUGCAGCAAAUUGUUGGACUUCUCUUUUAGAAUCUGAAUAUGCAGCUGAUCCCUGGGUACAAGACCAAAUGCAGAGAAAACUUACGCUAGAGAGGUUCCAGAAAGAAAAUCCUGGCUUUGACUUCAGUGGAGCAGAAAUCUCAGGAAACUACUCUAAAGGUGGACCAGAUUUCUCAAAUCUUGAGAAAUAGCCAUUAUUCAAUCUUUUUUACUUUUCUUUGGUUGCAAUAUGUGGAAUUUAGCAUAAUGCCAGUUCAAUUAAAGGAACAAAAUUGUGUGAUGGAAGGAAAAUGUGGGUGCCUACAUUUAACAAAUUUGCAAAAUAUAUUUAAAUAUGGAUCUACAAUUGCAUUGAAAUAUGAUUUACAUAGGAAGCAAUGUAAAUACUUAUAUUAAUGACUUUUGGACUUAAUUUUGCUCUGCAUGAAGUUUUAUAUGUUGUAUUUUACUGAUUUCAUAUUUAAUUUGUACUUUUAAUACCAAACAAGUUAGGUUAUAUGUAUUGUGAAAUAACAGAGUGCCUUCAGGGAAAUCGGGUUUUUCAAUGAGUGUGAUGCAGAGAUAAUGUUCAAUAAACUUUUCUGAAUGGGAA